Messenger RNA from Rotaria sp. Silwood2, 687 nucleotides. The record is from the annotation of a GenBank genome assembly. Lineage: Eukaryota; Metazoa; Rotifera; Eurotatoria; Philodinida; Philodinidae.
AUGUUGUCAGCUUUCGGAGAAAUCGAUCGACCAAAAGAAUGUGAUUCAUCAAAAUUAGAAUCAUUACUUCCAAUUGAAUAUAGAACUAAAUCUAAUAAAUUAGUAUCUGUUCACUCAUUAAAUACUUUGCUACAACAAUUCAAAGAUGAAUCAAAAUUAAUAUCUUAUUUACAAUCUUUAUUAAAUAAAGAAAUUGAAGCUGGAAAUACUUAUCCGCAAAAAUUUCAACUUAAUUUGUCUGAAUUCAAGAAUUAUUUCUUAUCAGGAGAUGUUUUCAUUGUUAUUAAUGGUGGAAAAACAGUAUCAAUCGAUUUAUGUAAUAACUUAGAAGAAAAUAUAUUAGGAACAUUUUAUAUUAAACCAAACUUUCCUGGUCGAUGUUCCCAUAUUUGUAAUGGGGGUUUUAUUACAUCGGUUCCUCAUCGAAAUCGAGGCAUCGGUAAAGUUAUGGGAUUAGCCUUCAUUGAAAUUGCUCCAUUAUUAGGUUAUAAAGCGUCAAUGUUCAAUGUAGUGUUUGCAAAUAACUUACCUAGUGUUCGUCUUUGGAGAUCAUUAGGAUUUAAAGAAAUUGGAAGAAUUUCAAAUGCUGGUUAUCUUAUUAAGCACAAAGAAACCGCAGAACAAAAAAAUUCAGAAGUAGAAGAAGAGUUUGUAGAUGCUAUUAUGUUCUAUUAUAGUUUUGUUUGA